Seriola aureovittata is the source of this 1962-nucleotide messenger RNA. RefSeq names its product empty spiracles homeobox 3 (gene emx3). The coding region runs from base 701 to 1438 and encodes 245 amino acids. Gene Ontology annotation, molecular function: DNA binding; DNA-binding transcription factor activity, RNA polymerase II-specific. Gene Ontology annotation, biological process: neuron differentiation; brain development; central nervous system development. The transcript is spliced from 3 exons. The record is from RefSeq and is a predicted model, not a curated record. NCBI's taxonomy places the organism in Eukaryota, Metazoa, Chordata, Actinopteri, Carangiformes, Carangidae.
CAGGGGCCAAACUUCCUUCUUGCCCCCAGGAGCCCCAAAGAGUGUCUGAAGUGAUGAAUCAGCGGUUCUUCAUCUUCUCUAUGUUCAAACUCACCUUCAUCUUCAUCCUCUUCAUCACUGUCACUCAACAUCAUCAUCACUUUCAGCGUUUCUCAUCAUCCCUCCCUCACCGUCACCGUCACCGUCACCCACUCCCAUCAACAAAAUGGCUGUUGGAGGGGAAGCUUGUGCGCAUGCUCGGCGCACCUCUGGCAGGGAGGGCAGGGCAGGUAUCAGUGUGCAGCCCGCUGACUGACACACACUCCCGGCUCGGCUCAGGCUCCAGCAUGCGGCGGCAGGAGGCGAGAGGAGACACCGACUGAUCAGAGUCCCGCUGCCCCGCCGCUCUCUGCUCUCACCCGGCUGCUGCUCCGAGGAUCCUACCGGACACUUUGAGAGGAGUUCGUUUGAUUUUGAACCUGCACGAAGCGGAGCGCAGCGCGCGCAGAGACACCGCCCCGGACACAGGUGAGAGGGAACUUCACCCGCCUCCAGGUGCAUCGAUCGGGAUUUGCUCGCGGCUUUUACGCACAACUCUCCGGGAGAGGAAUGUCUCUCCGGGGGAAGCUGGGAAUCUGAGUCCGAGGAACUGGACUCACUGGACGCCGAGUUGUUCGUAUCUUCACCGUGUUCCCGCUCCGCUCAGCUCCAGGUGCUGACGAUGUUCCAGCACAGCAACAACAAGAAGUGCUUCACCAUAGAGUCUCUGGUCGGGAAGGAGGCGAACGGCCACAGCGGCGGCGGCUCCGGGGAUGAGCCCAUCCGGCCCACGGCGCUCCGGUUCCCGGAGUCCCUGCACCCGGCCGCCGCCGCCGCUGCCGGGGUCUUCGGCUCCUGCUUCCAGGGCAGCAGCGGGAGGACUUUGUACUCGGCCGGGCCGGACAUGGUGCUCCAGGAGCCCGGGACGCACACGCAGAGCUCCGGCGGGCUGCCGCUGCACCCGCUGCAGAUCCCCCCGCAGAGCUUCUUCAGCCCGCAGCACCGGGACGCGCUCAGCUUCUACCCCUGGGUGCUGCGGAGCCGGUACCUGGGACACCGCUUCCAAGGGGAGGACAGCAGUCCGGAGAACCUGCUGCUUCACGGCCCGUUCUCCAGGAAACCCAAACGGAUCCGGACGGCGUUCUCUCCGUCUCAGCUGCUGCGUCUGGAACGAGCCUUCGAGAAGAAUCACUACGUGGUCGGAGCCGAGAGGAAGCAGCUGGCCAGCGGGUUGUGUCUGACCGAGACGCAGGUGAAGGUGUGGUUUCAGAACCGCCGGACGAAGCACAAGCGCCAGAAGCUGGAGGAGGAGUCUCCUGAAGCUCAGCAGAAGAGGAAGGGCAGUCAACAUGUCAGCCGCUGGAGGGCGGCCACGCAGCAGGGCGCCGGGGAGGACGUGGACGUCAUCAGCGAGGACUAGACUGCAGCACGCACACACACACACACACUCACACACACACACACACACACACACACAGUCAAACACACACACACACACACCUCCAUAAAGUCGUAUCGGCUGAAGUAUCACACAAACAACCUGAAGGACUUUAAAGGUGCGUUCAGGCGCUGCUCCUCCUCUGUAAGGCUCAGACUCUGUGAACAGGACAGGCUAACGUGACUAUCGCGGCUAUCGCGGCUAAUGUGGCUAACGUGGCUAACGCGGCUAUCGCGGCUAACGUGGCUACGUGGCUAAUGAUGAACUGCAGCUCAGUGUUUAAACUCAGGUUGAUGAGUUUGUCGUCGUAAAGAUUUUCCAAAUUUUUUGCAGCAGAUUUGUAGUAACUCACUUUUAAUGUGUUUAAUGUGUGUAUUUAAAAAAAAAAAAAAGAUGAAAAACUGGAACAUAAAAAAAAAAAACAGAAGCAGCUUCAUGAAAACAGGUCACUGAGGUCACUGAGGUCACAGAGGUCACAGAGGACGCUGUUCAACAGGAAACAAUCA